AUGGAUAAUGAUCCAUAUCUCUCCCCAUCCCAAUCAAUCGAUAAUACCGAUGACGAAUCGAUGGAUCAAAAUGAGAAUAUCGAAAAUCCGAAAUUUCGAAAUUCUGAUGAAAUAUUGGAAACUUUGAAAAUGCAUUUCGAUCAGAAUCCGUAUCCAGAUGACGUUCAAAUCGAUUAUAUUGGAAUUCUUGUUGGUGCCAGUUCUGAAUUUGUCAGCAACUGGUUUGAAAAUCAGCGAAACGAAGAGGAAAUGUGUCGGCAAAAGGAGAAUUCAAUUUCAUUGAAAGAGGAAUAUGAGAAAAGACUCAACCUCCAUGAAUCGUUCAUCGACGAAAAGACAUCUGACGCUCCGCCCCUUUUCUCGCCGAUAGCUCCGCCCACCACUUCCUCGGAAUCCAACAAAUUGAGACGAAAGCUACGGGAAUCCGAACAGACUUGCGAUUCACUUCUCCAAACGAUUUCUGAGCAAUCGAAGCAAAUUGAGGAGCUCAAAAAGGGGGCGGAGUCUUCUAAGAAAUCGAUAAUCCAGGAGGAAGAGGAGCAAAAUCUAGCUAUGUUAGCUAAAGAUCGGAAAAUUCGCGAUUUAGAGUUGAAAAUUGGCAUUUUGGAGUACUCAAAAGAGGCUGGCGAGCGGGAAAUUCAAAAAUUACAGAAUGUUUUGGAUUCGGAAACAUCUGAAAAUGCAGAAAAAUCAAAAUUGGACCUAAAAAAUGCCAAAAUUCGAGCCCUCACCCAUUAUAUCGAGUCGGAUCUGAAAUUUCAGCUAAAAGAGAAGGACCAGGAAUUGGCUGAAAAUUACAGUACGAUGCUGAAAAUGCAUGAGCGACGUGUCGAAGAAAAAACUGAAAAUCUGAAAAUUUCAGCCCAAUUUCAGGGCUUCAAAUCGACGAUAAAAAAGUUGGAAUCCAGAAUUUUGGAGCUCCAAAAAGAGCACGCUGAAUUUCGAGAAUCCGUGGACGAUCCGGAAUACGUGAACCGUCUGAAACGGAAAGUCAGAAGGAUGGACGAGGAUUUGGACAAUUUCAAGGAGGAGAAUCGACAAUUACGGCGUAAACUGGCCCGGAAGGAUCGCCAAAUUUUGCAGUUGGAAGACGAUUUGACGGAGCUCAAAAAUCGAUAUGAUGAGGAGAUUGGGUGGUUUGACGAGGAUGAUGAGUUACAGUAA
Messenger RNA from Caenorhabditis briggsae, 1164 nucleotides. NCBI's taxonomy places the organism in Eukaryota, Metazoa, Nematoda, Chromadorea, Rhabditida, Rhabditidae. The record is from RefSeq and is a predicted model, not a curated record. Gene Ontology annotation, biological process: cell differentiation; regulation of transcription by RNA polymerase II. Bases 1 to 1164 code for a protein of 387 amino acids. Gene Ontology annotation, molecular function: RNA polymerase II cis-regulatory region sequence-specific DNA binding. The transcript is spliced from 3 exons.